Serpula lacrymans var. lacrymans S7.9 is the source of this 957-nucleotide messenger RNA. RefSeq lists its product as uncharacterized. Lineage: Eukaryota; Fungi; Basidiomycota; Agaricomycetes; Boletales; Serpulaceae. The record is from RefSeq and is a predicted model, not a curated record. The transcript is spliced from 5 exons. Bases 1 to 957 code for a protein of 318 amino acids.
AUGCCUGCUGACUAUGUCGUCUACCUGCCAAAUGAUGAUCCCAGCGCUAUGUGUGAUUUGUGCACUGUGCCAGAGGGCGCGCGCGUAGAAGACUCGAAAGCGGAGUGUGGCGAGCUGUCCAUGGAUCCACGAAACACGCUUUUUAACCGUGCUACAGAGUGGCUUCACGAACAUUCUGAGAGUGCUCUAAUGCAACCUUAUGCUGCACACUCCAAUAGCAAGGGCAUGGAAGAACGGGAUGUGUUUCGUGGCUGGAGGGUGCCAUGUCUCGGCCUGACUGCUGUUGGUUCUGAUGUUGCAUUCUAUGCAAUAGUUGCUCUUGACCACCAAUACCGGGUUGUCCCUCUCACUUCGACUCCAUCCAUCAGUUGUUCUAGCGUGCAUAAUAGGGGACACCAGGAAGUUCCAAGAACCGCCGCCUCCCUGAGAUCCCACGUGCACCUGCGCCGGUUUCCAGCUAUCACCAAGCUGUGCAAGUAUGGCUGCAAGUCUGAUGGCGACGUCGAGUUCCGGAUUCAAAGGCGUCAUCCUGACCGACGAGCCUACCGCCUGCUGCAUAUCGCCAAGGCGAAAGAUGGGAAGGAAAAUAUCAUCAAGUUCACACGUCAGCACUCGAUAGAGCUCCAUCAAUUCUGUGCCAACCUGCACCAUGCACCGAAACUUUUGGGUUUUGAGAGGCUUCCUGGUGGCUGGAACACAGUUGCUAUGGACUACAUUUCAGGGCGUUGGGAACAGGAGUUGCGGGGGCUUGUGGAAUCCUUUCAUGCCCAAGGCUUUGUACACGGAGACCUCCGUGACCCAAAUAUGAUUUGCGACGAUCAGAAUAGGUUGAUGCUCAUUGACUUUGAUUGGGCUGGCAAUGUUGGUGAGGUGUCCUACCCCACCGCUGAGCUCAAUCCAGAACUCACCAAAGGUCGAAAUGCCACCGAGCCUGAUGAUCACCAAAGACGACGAUAA